This is a messenger RNA of Exophiala viscosa, 1939 nucleotides long. RefSeq names its product fungal-specific transcription factor domain-containing protein. The coding region runs from base 25 to 1644 and encodes 539 amino acids. NCBI's taxonomy places the organism in Eukaryota, Fungi, Ascomycota, Eurotiomycetes, Chaetothyriales, Herpotrichiellaceae. Gene Ontology annotation, molecular function: DNA binding; zinc ion binding. The record is from RefSeq and is a predicted model, not a curated record. The transcript is spliced from 2 exons. Gene Ontology annotation, biological process: DNA-templated transcription.
ACUGUCGCGAAUACUAGACAAGGUAUGUUGCUGCUGUGGAAUGCAUGGAUACGGAAGGAACGGGCUGACCACUCGACUGACCAGGAACGAGAGUUUCAGUUGGUGAUGACGGGUCCUAGUGUCAAUAGCACCAGGGCCGGAGAGGCACGAUCCUCUGACCUCAGAGGGAUAUUUCAUGGCUUCAAUCAAUCCAUGACGGACGUGCAAAGCUGCCAUCCAAGCAGGUGGCAAGCCCUGCAACUAUGGCAAACGUUUCUCAACAACGUUGAUCCCAUUAUCAAGAUCCUGCAUGUUCCCACGGUUCAAGUCACCAUUUGUACCGCGAUAAACAACCCGGGAGACGCAGAGAAUGACCUCCAUGCGCUCUUAUUUGCAAUCUACUUUGCCGCAACAACUAGUCUAUCGACUGUCGAUGCGGUUAAUUUAUUCGGGCAGGAUAGAGGCACUACCCUGGCUAGAUUCAAGCAAGGACUAGAGCAUAGUCUGGCAGGCGCCAACAUAUUCGACUCGCCAAGUAUGAGGUCGUUACAGGCUAUGACAAUAUACAUUACGUCUCUCCGUGCUUUUCAUACCGGUCGAUCAAGCUGGACUCUCGCAGGCCUGGCUCUUCGAAUGGCUCAGUCCAUUGGUUUGCACAGAGAUGGCAGCAACCUCCGUCUCUCUCCCUUUGAAUCGGAAAUGCGAAGACGUGUGUGGUGGUAUUUGUGUGCUGCGGACUCGCGUGCAGCAGAGGAUCUCGGCAUUGCUGUCUCCAGUGUUGAUCGAUCUUGCGACACGCAUUUACCGGUCAACGUAAAUGACAGCGAGCUGUCCCCCGACAUGCAAGGUCCGCCGGCGCCCAAACCUAUGUGGGCCGAAAUGACCUUCAGCCUUAUUACGAUAGAGAUUGGCCAAAUAAUUCAGCAGAUCACCGGAAGGCCCGUGGCGUCUGCUGGCAGCAUACACGGCGAAUCAGCUGGAGCACAAAUCCUAAAAGAUAUGAGGACCCGCCUCGAAGACAGAUACCUUAGACACUUGAAUCCGAACAUCCCAAUACAACGGGCGAUAUCUCUCCUGACACCCAUCAUUCUCGCGAAGCUGGAGUUCGUCGUGCAACAGCAGUCAACAAAGCGCCGCCAUGUAAAGAAGGGCGCAUUUGACGCGAAUGAAGACACUCUGACAGUGGCCUGCCGGCUUCUAGAGAUGUACCUACAGCUACAAACAGAUGAGCUGCUGAGAGGCUUCCAUUGGUAUUUGAGGAGCUACACACAGUAUCACCUCCUCACAUACGUGCUCUGGCAUCUUUGUCUGAAGCCGGACGGGCCGAGCACGGAGCGGGCGUGGAAUGCCCUCGAACGCUCCUUUCAGCUCGCGGAGCCACACGCACGUGUCACCGAGCCGGGAUCGAAGUGGACCGUUCUUCAGCUGCUGAGGGGGAAGGCCCUGCGCAUACGAGAGACGUACAACGCGACCAAACCAGAUGAGAAUAAUGACCGGGCUCUGGAAGAGGGGUUUGGGAUGGCGCAUGCGGCGAGCGAGCUGGGCGAUCCUGCCGACAUCAGACUGAGCGGGGACUGGAACUGGGGCAUGCCCGACUACGUGGAUUUUCAAGACUGGAGCAAUAUUGUGGAGGAGUUUGAUAUGCAAGGCUUCAAUGGCUUGUAGAGGUCUCUGGAUGGAUUAGAUUAAAAAUAUCUAAUAAGAUACAACUCGACGACGCCCAUCGUACCUCCCUCCAUAAGGAGAACUGUUACUGUGGGCGGACUAAGAGAUAUCCCCUGGGUCCACUUACAUCCAAAGACCUUUUGGCAGGAAAGGGUAUUGUGGUAAAGGUUGCACCGCAAUGCCAUCCGACAACGGCUAGCCGCGUCUUUUGAGGGCGUAUUGAUUCUUUGGCGUUGGCCCUAACCCCCCGGCCUUGUCUGCUGCACUAAGGUCGUGCCUUUUGCCUUGGGUGUCA